AUGCCUACUGCGGGAAUUGUUGUGAUCAUCAAGCUCUAUGCCCAAGAACCGAUGCUGGGUAUCGCCCAGGAUAUGAGACAGUGGUUGUGUGUACUUAUUGCAUUGAAAUGCUCAGUAGUACGCAUCCGCUCCAUCCUACGUAUCCCAGCCCAGCCGAUUGACCUCAAUACAGUCACUGCGAGCGGCAAGUCACAGUUGCGGGGAAUGACCGUCCAACGCCUUCGCACAUACCUGGAUGCGUAUGGAAUCAAGCCUAAAAGCGUGCUGGAAAAGGACGACCUGAUCGAGGCAAUCAUAGAUGCUCGAGGCCUUAACGGUUGUUUGAGUUCAGAAAACGAGAAGUUCUAUCGAAGGUAUACAAUCGCAAGGCGCAGUCCUCCGGACACGAGGCAGCGUGGCGCGAAUACUUCGUCAAACGAUCGGUCGAACGGCCCCGUUCCGCCACAACGACCCAGAUCUACGGACCCGAGAUUGAAUGCAGGCAACAGACCAACCGCUCAGCAAUCACGGUCACCUCCACCGCCCAUGCCUAGCCGCUCCUCUGACCCGUAUUCACAAAACCCACAACACAAUCGUCCAAUGUCUCCUAGGCAAGAGCAAUCUGCGCCAACAUGGUCACCUCCAAGGAGCCCACCUCCUUUGCGCUUCCCAACUCCUCACCAUGCUCCAAAUACUUAUCCGCGACCAAACUCCCCACCUCCUCAGCCCCGCUGGCAAACUCGUCCACAGUCUCCGACAGCUGAACCUAGGGAUCAACCCUGGCCACCCAGUGGAGGCCGUAGCCGUAGUAGAUCGGUUCCAUCGUCAGAAGCACCUAACCCAAACGUCAAUCGACCCCCUCCUCCUCCUCCGCCGCCGUCCUCACCUCGUCCCCGGGCACCCCAGGCUGUGCCAUUGUUGGCGACCAUCGUUGGAAUGACGCGAGAGGAUUUGUCUCUGUAUAAUGUGGCUACUCUCAAGGGCAUCCUACAAGCAAAUCACGUCAACGCAAGGUUGAUAUUGGAAAAGUCGGAGCUGAUUGACAAGGUCAUGAUUCUCAUCGAGACGGAGAUGCGCGAACGAGCGAGAGAACAGGCGAUUCACGAAGCCGAAGAGAGAGCUAUGCGUGAGCAGCAGAGAAUCAGACAGGAGCAACUUCGAGCCGAAGCUGGGCGUCGUGUGCAGGAAACAGCGAGUCAAGACUCACAUCCCUCGAGGGCGCGGUCUCCUCCUCCUCCAGAGAGACCGACUAGCCCUCGUCCAGCCCCGACUGUUUCCACUGGAUAUGUUGAACGAGAUGGGCUUUGUGUGGUUUGCCAGGACGAAGAGGCCAAUGUUGCCAUUGUCGACUGCGGUAAACUACUCCCUGUUCUAAUCAUUCCAGCGUUCAAUUAUACCACUCUCGUGCUCGCUUCACCCAUCCGACGACGCCAAGACUUGGCCACAAUCCUACGCGAUAUUGGCCUCGAAAGGAUCAUGAUCAGAAGCAACUCGGGCUCCAGUUGUCAUAGUCUAGCUGAUGAUGACUGCUCCUCUGUUGCGCAGGACAUCAGCGCUGCGAACCUCAUUGCUGGUUUUGUGGACCAGUUGACGAGCCAUUUCGACACGAGAUCUACAGACGAAUACCCGUAUCUCCCCGUAACAGACUCGCUCGUUUCUGCUCAAUUCGCUGUCGCCAGCUCGACCGUCCAGUCGUGGCCUGCAUCGUCCGAGCAGCCAUCAGCGACUGUACACGCAGUCAAUUCAGACACUCCAGUGACAUUCGAGCGAACCACAUUCUACGCAACCUCGAACAGUGGCAAUCUGCGCGUGGGCACAUCAACGGCAUAUCACAGUCUUACGAGUACGAAUUCCAUUGCUGAACAGACAGUUGCCUACCAGAACUCUACCGUCAACUUUCGUCCAAUCUCCACUGACCGCGGACAAUUCUUGUGGCUCUUCUUCAUCAUCCUCCCAGCCGGCGUUGCCACCGCUGUAUGGCUCUUGCACAAUCACAGUCGUCGAUCAUCUGACAAGGCGUCGGGGGACUAUACUAUGGCACGAAGCGACUCCUCUCAUACGCUAACUUCCUCAAACUCGCUCGGUAUCAUCAGCGCCGAUCAUAGAGAAGACGGUACACUUGAUGAAGUGCAUGCUGCUGUGUCUUCGAGCUCCGUUCUUGCACCUCGUCUCUCGUCGACGGAAGACUUUGCAUUUCCUACCUUCAAAGGCCCAGUACUUCUCAACGAAGAGGUUGAAUUAGACCGUUUCGCCCAUCUCGAAACGGCACCAUUUCCUUCGAAACAGGAUUUAUGCUCUUAUGUGUUUCCCGCGACGGGCUUAUCCGUGGAAAGAGAAAUCAUGGUGCAAAAGGCGAGCGACAAAACUCAGAUGACGCCAUCGAGGGCUACUCAAGGACGAAUACUCACGACCAAUCGCUUUGUAUACCCUGCGAGCAGAACAUUAGCCCCGCCCACCCUCGGCAUGCGGUCCCUGACCGCAACUAGGAAGCGACUCUCGCCUGUCGGAGAUGUUUUGUACUCUACGACCGGUAGAGAACAUUUGGAGACGGUGGAAGAGGAGGCACCUGAAGCAUACGAUAUAGACACCCCGAAGCCGACUUUCAAUUCGGGUCCUGAUAAUACCUCGCUAGGCGUAGAGAGCAAUACGGUCAUAUUUGCGACCUCAAACUCUUACACCAUGGAGGUUUCAAGUGGCCUGCGCGCGAGAAGAAAGUCAAGCCCCGUUGUACCUUCUCCUACCCUCAAAGACGACCAUCAGGACGCGGUUUUAGUGAACCAGAUGUCAGUACAGCGUCCGUCUCGGCCAAAGAGGAGUAGCAGACAUCAAAGGUCGGUCAACACAGUGAACCUCGAGAGCCUCGUCAUUCGUGAUGAGGUUUCAUCAUCUGCCGACGUAGAAGACCGCAAGUUUACUCAGUUUGUCAAGGAGCUAGUGCGGCGCGCCGACGAGCUUCGAAGGGAUCGCGAAAGAUUGACCCAACACGAAGCUCACUACCAUCAUGUCCAGAUCAGGAUACCCGACGCACCUCAGGAAACGACAAAAGUGUGUUUUGCGGAGAAAUGUGAUGACCUGCAAGGGGACUAUCUGGCACCACCCACAUCGACGAGCGCCCAUCUCAGCGACUUUAGCAGCUCCAGCAGUAUUUCGAGCGAUAUGGUUUCCUCGUCCUCGAGCAGCUCGAUGAUUGGAAUUGCACACUAG
Molecule: messenger RNA, 3183 nt
Organism: Serendipita indica DSM 11827
Lineage: Eukaryota; Fungi; Basidiomycota; Agaricomycetes; Sebacinales; Serendipitaceae
Source: the annotation of a GenBank genome assembly